CGUAAAUACUUGUAUGCAUCACUGUUAAUCAUAAAACAAAGUUAUUGUAUCUAACCGGAUUGUAAACAAUUUUUUUUCUUCCACACCUUAUAUUUGCAAUAUCAUUAAAUAUUUUUGGAGAUUGCACGCCCGCGUAAUCGUGACAGAUAUUUGUACUACUAGCGCACAGUUCAGAUUGUUCGUAAUAAAAAAUAAACAAAUAGUGUGGUAUGCAAUGCAACAAAUAUUUCUGACAGAAAUAAUAAACAUAGUGAAUGUUUAUUGGUGAUCGGCACGCGUUAAGUGUAUAUCCCAAACUGAAUUUUUCUUGUGUAAAAAGCAAGAUGGAGGAUCUCGCGGUAGAGGUAUGCGGCGAAAAUGGAGCGUAUUAUAAGGGCGUUGUUACUGAGGUGCAUGACGAUGAAGUGUCCGUUGCAUUCGAGAAUGAAUGGCAACCUGAAUCCAGGUUUCCAUUCUCCUUAGUCAGACUUCCUCCUAAAGAGUCCAGGUCUACAGAAUUUACGGAAGGGCAAGAAGUUGAAGUCUUCUCUAGGGCAAAUGAUUUGGAGGCCUGUGGUUGGUGGAGAGCCACUAUAAAAAUGGUCAAAGGAGAUUUCCAUGUUGUAGAAUAUUUAGGAUGGGAAAGUACCUACACAGAAAUAGUAGCAUCAGAUAGACUUCGAGCAAAAAAUACAAAUCCUCCUAUUGAUGCAAACACAUUUUGUAAAUUUGAAAUUGAAGUACCAGAAGAGAAUCGUGAGGACGCGAAAAUAGAGAACGCUCAUAAAGAUUUUCAAAAGGCUAUAGGAGCUGCUCUGUGUCGGUAUAUACCUGAACGAGGAGUUUUAUCUAUUGUAUCACGACGUGAGGUAUCUAGGAAAAACUCAGCAAUUCUCCAAGGAAUGCAUUUUCGUAACUUGGGUCGGAAGGUUGUUUUACUGAAGAGAACCGAAGAAGCAGCUCGGCAACUAGAAUCAACCAAACUAAAUAAUCAAGGAGGAUUUACUGAUGAAUUUAGUGUGCGAGACGAUUUAAUGGGUUUGGCGAUAGGUGCUCAUGGAGCUAAUAUACAAAAUGCCCGAAAAUUAGAAGGAGUAACAAAUAUAGAAUUGGAAGAGAAUUCUUGUACCUUCAAAAUCUAUGGGGAAACAGAUGCAGCUGUAAAAAAGGCACGGUCAUUAUUAGAGUAUAGUGAGGAAUCUAUCCAAGUACCUAGGAACUUAGUUGGGAAAGUAAUUGGAAAGAAUGGACGAAUUAUCCAAGAAAUUGUUGAUAAAAGUGGAGUGGUUCGUGUGAAAAUUGAAGGAGAUAAUGAACCUCGCCCAACAAUACCCCGGGAGGAAGGUCAAGUUCCGUUUGUCUUCGUUGGCACAAUGGACAGUAUUAGUAAUGCCAAAUUGUUGUUGGAGUACCACUUAGCCCACCUAAAGGAAGUAGAACAACUUCAAAAAUCCAGGUUUGAAAUUGAACUUCAGCUGAGAACAGUACAUGGGUCAAGUGCAUCACAGAACUUUCCCACAAACAGACGAACAGAUCGUGGUUACAGCUCAGAAAUGGAAGGCGGUCGUGCUGGACGAGGAGGUAACAGAGGCCGUGGAAGAGGUGGGGGUGGUCGGACCACUCCUAGAUAUCAUGACCAUAAAUUCACAAACCACGUGGACUCAAAACCUCAAGUUCCUAGAGAAGACAGGCAGAAUAAUAGUAGGGGCGACAGAGAUCGAGAAAGGGAUCGCGAGAGGGAUAAUGCGAGGGAAAGGGGUAAUGACAGUGCACGUGGGCGCAAUAAUAAUCGACCUAACAGGGGAGGACGCGUUCCUAAUAAUAAGAGUAAUACCCCUUCUGAGCGCAAGUGAUUUUAAUAUCGUUUUCCCAUCGAUCAAUUACCGCUUGCUGCCUGACUUGUUCACCGAUUUUGUUGUCUAAAUGAAACAACAUAUGUAACUUCCUUCAAAGGUACUUUUUAUUUACUUCUAAUUGAUAUUAUCGUGAUGCAAGUAUUAUUAAUUUUUUUGUGAAAAGAAGUGUUAAACAUCCAAACAAUAAAUUAAAUUGUACUCUCAAGUGAUAUUCCUUUGUAAAAUUUCUCAAAUUUUUGAACUUUAUAUGAAAUCUUCUACUUGUUUGUGUUGUGUAAAGGGAGUAACACUUCUGAAAGCAUGUAUGUCUAACUUUUUUUAUUUAGUUAUUUCUAAUAAAGUUAUACACAACAAUAAUAUGAGUGUUAUAAAUAUUCAAUUGGGAGUCAGUGUAUAUACUUUUGAAUGUUUAGUUGUAUACUAAACUGCUAUAAUCGUAAUGUUCGAUCUACAAAAUAAAAAUGAAGAAAGGAUAAAAAUGUUCUUUGAAGGAUUCCUUCAACAGGCAACUAUGACUCUGUAAGACUGACCCGGCUUUCGACUCUUAAACUUGAUUAUGGAUCAUAAAAUAAGGCAUUAAAUGAAAUACAUAAAUUAUUACUUAUUAAGUAAUAGCAAAAAUAUGGUUAUAAUAUUUCCCAACAUGGAGGGAACUAUAUUGAUUAUGAUAAUCACAACUUCGUCUUAUAUAACAAUUAUGGUAUAUGACAUUAUUUUGUCAAAAUUCAACAAUUGGCUUUUUUGUGUACGAUAACCUUAGUACUUUAUUUGU
Messenger RNA from Ctenocephalides felis (cat flea), 2607 nucleotides. RefSeq names its product synaptic functional regulator FMR1 (gene Fmr1). Gene Ontology annotation, biological process: regulation of mRNA stability; regulation of dendrite morphogenesis; anterograde axonal transport. The coding region runs from base 255 to 1832 and encodes 525 amino acids. The transcript is spliced from 9 exons. Gene Ontology annotation, molecular function: mRNA 3'-UTR binding; translation regulator activity; protein homodimerization activity. Gene Ontology annotation, cellular component: axon; neuronal cell body; neuronal ribonucleoprotein granule. The record is from RefSeq and is a predicted model, not a curated record. Lineage: Eukaryota; Metazoa; Arthropoda; Insecta; Siphonaptera; Pulicidae.